Messenger RNA from Bipolaris zeicola 26-R-13, 4230 nucleotides. RefSeq lists its product as uncharacterized. Lineage: Eukaryota; Fungi; Ascomycota; Dothideomycetes; Pleosporales; Pleosporaceae. The transcript has 5 exons. The record is from RefSeq and is a predicted model, not a curated record. Gene Ontology annotation, biological process: SRP-dependent cotranslational protein targeting to membrane. Bases 1 to 4230 code for a protein of 1409 amino acids. Gene Ontology annotation, cellular component: plasma membrane; signal recognition particle receptor complex. Gene Ontology annotation, molecular function: calcium-activated cation channel activity; GTPase activity; GTP binding.
AUGCUCGAUACGUUUGAGAUACUCACCACCUCAGGAGUCGUGCUUUGGUCCCGCACCUAUGUCCCUGUCGGCGCAAACGUCAUCAACAGCCUGAUCCGAGACGUCUUCAUUGAAGAGCGCAUCCAGCCCCAGGCCGACGAUACCGGUUCCAAGCCAGCGUACAAAAAAGAUGGUUAUACUCUCAAAUGGACUGCCGCAAAGGAUGUUGGGCUCAUUUUUGUCGCCGUAUACCAGAGCCUUGUUCACCUCACAUGGAUAGACAAACUCCUCGAUAACGUGCGCGCCCUAUUCAUCGGCCUUUAUGGCGACAAGCUCCAGUCAGACAGCAGUGUGGUCAACUGCGACAAGUUUGGCUCCUACUUCGAUCGCCAGAUGCACGAGUUGGAAGGCGCAAGCGAUUCGGGCGCCCCCAGCAUCAAGCUCACAACCCCAGAGUCAAGCACAGAUAAUGACAGUGCCGACGACACUGCUGUCAAGCCUGUGGGCUUGCAAAAACCCCAACGACCCUUAUACGAUACCAGCGCCGAUUCAACGCCAGUGCCUACCCCGGACACUUCGAGGCCCACCACUCCAGCACAGAGCCAGUUGCUUACAGGCAAAGCAAGACCGAUUGGAGGCAAAAUGUCUCGGAGGGAUAAGAAGAAAGCCUCGGCUUUCAGCUCUGCGCCUGUGUCGUCGGGUGACGAGGCGUCGGCCAAGAAAAAGGGAAAGGCUUCCGCAAAAAAGGGCAGGGUGUGGGGCGAGUUUGGCGCGGAGGAAGAGGACGACUCUAUCCUCGAUUACUCUCAGUCAGACGUACAGGGUGACGCAUCAGGAAAUGAAGCAUUGGAAGAGAUCAAGCAGGAGACAUGGGGUCGCAAAACUAACAAGGGCGAGUUUGUGCUCAAGGACCUUGACGAUGAGAUGGAUGCUAUUAUCGCAGCCCAAAAUGCAAAGAGGGACAAGGACACACCGGCUGCAGCUGGCGGCCUGGUUGGGUCAAGCCUAGGCGCAAUCGGCGGCCUGUUUAGGAAUGUGGUAGGCGGCAAGACACUGACCAAGGAAGAUCUUGCCAAGCCUCUCAAGGGCAUGGAAGAGCAUUUGUUGCGCAAGAACGUUGCGCGCGAAGCAGCAGUACGACUAUGCGAAAGUGUGGAGCGUGACCUUGUGGGCAUCAAAACACCCAGCUUUACUACCAUCGAGACAACGAUCAAGUCGUCAAUGGAGAAAGCCCUUACCAAGAUACUUACCCCGACUUCUUCCCUUGACCUGCUUCGCGAAAUCCAGCACACGAAUUCUACUACCACUCGCCCCUACGUACUGUCCAUUGUUGGCGUCAACGGAGUUGGAAAGUCGACGAACCUCUCUAAGAUUGCGUUUUUCCUGCUGCAAAACCAUCAUCGUGUGCUCAUCGCAGCAGCGGAUACCUUCCGUUCUGGCGCGGUGGAGCAACUACGGGUACACGUCGAUCGAUUGAAGGAGCUAUCCCAAAGAGAAGGCGGGCACGUCGAUCUGUUUGAAAAGGGUUACGGCAAGGAUGCCGCUAACAUUGCUGCCGAUGCCGUAACUUUUGCGACCAAGAACAACUUCAACGUGGUCCUCAUUGAUACGGCAGGUCGGCGCCACAACGAUCAGCGACUCAUGUCGUCGCUCGAGAAGUUUGGCAAGCUAGCCAACCCUGACAAGAUCCUCAUGGUCGGCGAAGCCCUCGUCGGCACAGACUCUGUCGCUCAGGCCCGGAACUUCAAUGCCUCUUUUGGCCCAGGACGAAAUCUCGAUGGCUUUGUCAUUUCAAAGUGCGACACCGUGGGAGAUAUGGUGGGCACGCUUGUGUCGAUGAAAACACCUCCAGCAGGCCAGGGUUUCCUAGGCUGGGUUAAGAAAUUCACCAACUUGAGUGACGAAUACGUCCUCAAUCACCACUCUCUCGAUGCAUAUCUCUACAUGCGUUUCCUAAAGGUACUCACUUUGAUGGCCUUUGUAGGUGCCGUUAUUACCUGGCCUGUUCUCUUCCCUGUCAACGCCACAGGUGGUGGUGGCGAAUCUGGUCUGGACAUUCUCAGCUUCUCCAACGUCGAGAAUGAAGCACGCUACUUUGCCCACGCAUUAAUUGCUUGGAUUUUCUUCGGCUGGGUCUUAUUCCUUAUCUACAGAGAAAUGCUGUACCUGGUCAAACUCCGAAAAGCUUACUGCUUGACCACAUGGAAUGCGAGUCGCAUCUCCCAGCGUACAGUCCUCUUUACCGAUGUCCCGCAAGAGUCUCUAUCUCUUGAAGAGCUUCAUAACAUGUUUCCCAGAGUCGCCCAAAUCUGGCUUGUUCCGAAUGUGAACGACCUAGAUGACGAUGUCGCAGACCUCGACAAGGCUGUCAUUAAACUUGAGGCCGGCGAAACAAAGUUCAUGCAAAAGGUCACCAAACAGCAAAAAAAGAAGGGCAGUGAGAAAGGCACAUAUGACAAGGCAUUGCGCCCAACACACAAGACCAAGUUUUUGAUUGGUAAAAAGGUGGACUCAAUUGAUUACUUUCGCAACCAGAUCAAGGAACUGCUCCCCAAGGUCCAGACUGCGCAACGUUCGCAUCUCGCUGGGAAGGAAAAGCUUGACAGCGCGGUAUUCAUCGAAUUUGACACGAUAAUCGCGGCUGAGGCCGCCUUCAACACAAAUCAACAUCGCAGGCCUACCAAGUUUAGCUCUAGACAGAUGGGUGUUUUGCCGGAGGAAGUCAUCUGGAAGAAUCUCAACAUGGGCUCCAAAACCAGAUCUCUGCGCCACCUCCUCGCCACAAUCUUUAUUUCAGCUAUGAUUCUCUUCUGGUCUAUCCCUGUUGCUGUAGUUGGUUCCAUCAGCAACAUCAACUACCUCACAGAGAAUGUGCCGUUUUUGUCAUUUAUCAACGAAAUUCCCGAGGUUAUCCUUGGUGUCGUGACUGGACUCUUGCCAGUCGUUGCACUCGCUAUUCUCAUGGCUUUAGUCCCCGUCAUCUGUCGCGUCGUUGCCAAGUUGGCCGGUGCAGUCACCAUCUCCCAGGUCGAACAACAAACACAGAAAUGGUACUUUGCCUUUCAAGUUGUUCAAGUUUUUCUCAUUACAACGUUCACCUCGGCUGCCGCGGCAGUAGCCAGCCAGAUCGUCUCCGACCCCAAAAGUGCCGUCGGUCUGCUAUCCAAGAACCUACCAAAGGCCUCCAACUUUUACAUUUCGUAUUUCAUCCUCUUCGGUCUAGCUAUAUCUUCGAAGCAUCUUUUCAAUAUUGGGGGCUUGGUGGGCGUCGUUAUUCUAAGCAAAUUCGCCAAAACGCCGAGGAAGAAGUACAAUCGUUAUGUGGCAUUGGGCGAACCAUCCUGGGGCGCAGAGUACCCGAAAUGGACAAAUUUGGGCGUCAUUGCCAUCUGCUAUGCCACGAUUGCGCCGCUUGUUCUGGGCUUUGCAGCAGUCGGUAUCGGAAUGAUUUACGUUGCGUUCCGAUACAACAUGAUGUACGUUCACGACACGCAAAUCGAUACCAAGGGAGGGUUCUAUGCGCGCGCUCUGGAACAGCUCAUGGUUGGAGUAUACCUUGGAGAACUCUGUCUGCUGGGUCUUUUUGGUAUUGGUAUCGGUGGUAGCAUUACCUCUGUUGGGCCGACCGUCCUUCAAAUGGUGUUGAUCAUUGCAACGGUCAUCUUCCACAUCUUCAUGAAGCGAAAGGUUAAGCAGUUGAACCUGCUCGACGACUCUGAGCAUUCGGGGCAACUGAGCAAUGCCGAAGCCGGACAUUUUUCUACCGCCAACCGCGUGUCUCCUGGGUAUAAGAAAGAUGGUAUCCGGUCUGAUCAAGCUCUUGUUUCCCGCUACAAUAGCGAGCAGCGAGCUAUCAAAGGCUCUGAAGCUGCUGGUAUUGCACCUCCUGCCGACGCCCCAACACAGCGAUCGUUGUUAAAGAGGAUAUUCGCACCACAUACGCUAUCUACUAGCGAUAUCUCUGCAUCUCUCGCAACUCGAUUUUGCCGCCCUGUCCCACCAUAUACGAAAAAAGAAGUCAUUGAGGCCUACCUGCAUCCAGUCUUAGCUGAACGCCAAGACGUCAUAUGGCUCCCCAGGGAUCGUCCUGGCAUCAGCAAGCACGAGGUUGCUGAGCUACAGGAGGACCUUGGCAUAUUUGGAACUCGAGUCACUGAUGAAGGCGCUAUCAUGAAUGAGAAAGGCAAGGUAGAGUGGGAUAUUGACAGUGUACGGAAGGCGCCGCUUUGGAAGCAUCGAGUUGUUUAUUAA